This is a messenger RNA of Annulohypoxylon maeteangense, 2574 nucleotides long. RefSeq lists its product as uncharacterized. Gene Ontology annotation, cellular component: Mcs4 RR-MAPKKK complex. The record is from RefSeq and is a predicted model, not a curated record. Gene Ontology annotation, biological process: osmosensory signaling via phosphorelay pathway. Lineage: Eukaryota; Fungi; Ascomycota; Sordariomycetes; Xylariales; Hypoxylaceae. The transcript is spliced from 2 exons. Gene Ontology annotation, molecular function: protein kinase activator activity; phosphorelay response regulator activity. Bases 1 to 2574 code for a protein of 857 amino acids.
AUGGGCGAUUUCAAAGCCCGGAUCAAGGCUAAGCUCCUGCGAAGGCACAGUGGUGUUCCUUCGCUGGGCUCCAGCAAGCAUAGCGUUGGCCGUAAUCGAGCAUCCAGCAGCACACAUACCAACACAUCUAUCACCGGCUAUGCAGCGUCUCUAAGUACUGCUGCUGGGGAUGAGAAGGGGAGUAGCGAGAGGGAGCGCGAUGCUAAUGGUAGUUCCAGCCGUGACCAUGGAUCUGAUCAUUCCUCUCGCCACAGUUCACCGAGGAAUGAUGGCGUUGUUGUUGUCGUAGCCCCGAGCCAAGAUGGAGAAUAUAGAAGAAGCCGAAGAAGCCCGGGGGGUGGGAGUAAUCAAAGUAGUCAAAGUGGUCAAAGAGAACGAGAAGCUGACACAGUUCCACCGAAGCUAGAGGAGGAAGAGCUAGAGCAGCUAAACCAUCUAGACCACCUAGAGAAGCUAAAUCAGCUAAACCUAGACCUAGUCAGCAACUCUACUAACCGAAAUACCCUUCACGGUACUCGCGGCCUUCACGGUGCUGUGGAGGUGGAGGUAAAGGUGAACAACUUGAGCCGAUCUGACACGGCUUGCGCUUCUCCCGUUGCUCCCACCACUUCCAAGUCGGGAAAGGAUCUACAAGCUAUUUCAAUCAAUUCUACAGCGGUACCCAUACCCAUACCCAUACCCGUACCCGCACCCGUACCCGCCAUCACCGAUCUAGAUCUAAACGCGAACGCAAACGUAGACGCAGACGCAGACGCAAACUCAACUAUAACCUCAACCACAAAUACAAACCCAACCGUAGCCACAGUCACAGCCACCGCCGCCGUCUCUCCGUUGCCGAGCAUCCACGAAUAUCAUCCCUCUGCUUCCGCUCUACAGCUAAAGUCGUCUACCGUCGAUCACCAUCAUCACCAUCAUCACGGCGACGACGACGAUAACAGACCCGUAUCCGCCGGCCGCGCACUAUCCCCCUCGUCAUCAUCGCUUCCUCGGCCCGCUGCCCCGCCGAGGCGACAGAGUAUCCUUCCGAAUCGUCAAACUACCCUAAUUAAAGCCCUCCUGAAUACGGGCUAUGCUAGUGAAAUAGGUUCGCCUGAACCGGAUCAACUUCUACCUAUAAGUGGAAAUAUGGUUACAAGAAAGGUCUGGGUCAAAAGACCCCUCGCAUCUCCUACCUUGAUCACAAUAAACGAGGAAGACUUGGUCGACGACGUCCGCGACUUGAUUUUGAGGAAAUAUGCGAACUCACUCGGUCGCCAAUUUGACGCUCCAGAUUUAACCCUUCGUAUAUGCGACAGAGAGCAGCAGACAACUAGACCAUUACAACCUGACGAGCCCAUGGGUAGGACUCUUGAUGCGUAUUACCCAGGUGGCCAGUCUGUCGACGAUGCCCUAUUGAUUGACAUACCUAGCCGUCGAACUCCCAAGGCCUCCCCGAAUCCUAGGUAUUAUGGCGGCGACGAUCGGCCUCAUGAAUCGGGAACUGAUUACUUCCCACCAUAUCCGCCCGCUUCCCAACAUCCCGGUGCCCCUUUAGCCGCCGUGAAUGCCACUCACCAGCUCCAUCUCCCUCCCUCCCUAACCAUCCUCGGUGGAGGUCAACUGCCACCACUACCGUCCCCGGGCGGGACAAGGCGGCUUGGAGCAAGGCCUAAGAUCCAGAGGAUGCACACUGCGUCGCCAGUGUCCACAAUUGCCAACGGCCAUGCUUCACAAUCCGCUGCGCCGCCUACCGGUAUGCACAAUUACCCAAGACAACCGCGCUCAAGGACUCAUUCAGGUGCAUCUUCAGAACACUCCAACCACCCGCCCACCGCCCCGUCGAUCCCGACCCCCCCCGUCCCAGAACGCACCGCUACUCCGCCUCCGCGCGUAUCUUCGCCACGACCCAUCAACCGGCCAAAGAAGACUAAGAAAGCUACCGAACACCCAUCCUUACCACCGGGCAUGUUGAACGGUGGCGUCCCACCUAUCAACGUCCUAAUCGUCGAAGACAACAUCAUCAACCUCAAACUUCUAGAAGCCUUCGUCAAGCGAUUAAAAGUACGAUGGCAGACAGCUAUGAACGGUAGAGAAGCCGUGAAUAAGUGGCGCGCUGGCGGCUUUCAUUUGGUUUUGAUGGAUAUCCAGCUGCCCGUCAUGAGUGGUCUGGAAGCUACUCGAGAGAUAAGGAGGAUAGAGAAAGUCAAUUCGAUCGGCGUCUUCUCUUCCUCUGCUAGUAGCCCCCCGGACGAGGUCAAGGCUGAGCCCGCAGAGGAGGAUAAGCUCGUGAAUACGGAAAUGUUCAAGAGCCCGGUCAUCAUUGUCGCCUUGACAGCAAGCUCGUUGCAAAGCGACAGGCAUGAGGCCUUAGCGGCUGGUUGUAAUGAUUUCCUAACCAAGCCUGUCAACUUCGUAUGGCUCGAGCGGAAGGUGAUGGAGUGGGGUUGCAUGCAGGCCCUGAUCGACUUUGAUGGAUGGAGGAAAUGGAAGGACUUCUCACAGAAAGCCGAGGAAAACGAUUCCAAAAAGGCCGCGGCGGCCAAGGGCGCGAAAAUUCCCAAGAAGAAUCGAUUGUCUAUGACGGCCGCCGCCUGA